Molecule: messenger RNA, 1198 nt
Organism: Ectocarpus sp. CCAP 1310/34
Lineage: Eukaryota; Phaeophyceae; Ectocarpales; Ectocarpaceae
Source: the annotation of a GenBank genome assembly
AUGGAGGACAUUGAAUGGUUGCCCAAGAAACGCGGACCGUCCUUAGCUGCGCUUUUGCAGCGGGUCGAGUACCUGGGCAAUGUUGACAUGGCCCUGUCUGAAGUGCGAAGCAUGCAUGAACAAGACAACCUGGGCGAAGGCGUGGUUCGCUCGAAGGUGCUUGAACGGUUUCUACUAUUGAUGGGUCCCGAAGGUCCCGGGCUUGCCGUGAAGAAGUAUCAGCGGAGCAUGACGUUUGGCACCGGGGGUUCAGAGCGUGGGAAGUGGGCGGCCCGAACCAUCCGUUUCGCAUGGAACGGGAUGGACAGUCUGGAAGACGGAACACCGCUUGGAGGUGCCGUCGUGUGGAACUCGAAACGCCUGUUCCCACGGGAACAACGAGAGGUUCGCAUAGCUGACAUCGCUAAGGUCGAGCACAGCGGCAAUGUGAGCGCGUACUCUGACCAGGCGGGCGGGGAAGAGAGGAACGAUUCCGACACCACGUGGUCUUUCGACUGAUGGGUGCAGAUUGACCAGUAAAAGUACUCCGAUAACGGGUACGCAUUUCCAAUGUUGUUGGUGGAAAGGAGCCUCCAAACGAGGAGAUAAUUAGACACAGAAAAGUAUGUAGAUCUGGCCGGUAAGGGGUGAAGGGAAGAGACGGCCUUGGUUUCAUGCGUUGGAGAUGUUGUGGUGGGUGACGUAAUAUCCUGAUCCAUGUCGGCAUGCUGAUAAUGCUUACAUCGUCCUAGCAUAUGAAGCGAAUCGACGGACCCCCGGCGCGAAGAGAAAUAUCCGGGGAAAGUGCACGGGGUUUGCGGGCAUACGCCCCCUUGGACGUUGAUAUCAUAAUAGGUUGACCGCGUUUCGCCUCCCGGUGAGAGGUCAAUGUAUCUCCGCUUAAGGGGCUCGACCCAUUUUUUCCCAUUCUCAUGUGUAUAUCCGCGACUCCUUGGCUGUGUGACUGGGUACGCGGGCGGGGAUGUCUAUUUGCACCUUCUCUUCAUAAAUGCUGUAUGUAGCGGGCAUUGCACAGACUAUUGAUUAUUGAUAGUAGUUGGACAUGCAACAUUGAAGACGUAGACUAGACCACGUGCGGAAUAUAAUGUGAUACCAGUAAGAGGGACGAUUCGCACCUAUCUAACUAAGGUGCUCUGCGCGCCAGGCAAGGAAUGCAUCGUACUAGAGUGACGUGCACCCCGUCGACUGCGCUAUCACG